Amoebophrya sp. A25 is the source of this 4841-nucleotide messenger RNA. The record is from the annotation of a GenBank genome assembly. NCBI's taxonomy places the organism in Eukaryota, Dinophyceae, Syndiniales, Amoebophryaceae.
CUCACCUGAGACCGAUACUAUUGAAGGCGAAGACUUUGCUGAGGCACCGAAUUCGUUGAUAUCCGUGGCUCCAAGUGGCAAGGUUUCGAGCUUCACAGAAAGAGAAGCCGUGGAAACGUCGUUUCCUGGUGUGGAUCAUAUGGCAGAGUAUAACGUAAUGUAGUAGGCUCACCUGUUCUGGUUCCGCGAGAUCCUGACCACCUCCUAUUCAAGCUAGCAGCUAGACGACGACCUCUAAAGAUAGGAGUCUUAGGUUGAAGAUGUCACCACUGCUUACGCUGAAGAUUGCCGACACUGUUACUCGUCACUCACCCCUUCUUCAUAAGUUUUUGGAAUUUGAGCAAGGACGUUCGCAAUGGCUUGGAGGAAAUCAAAAACAGCAUUCAAGCGCUGCAUCAAGAUCAACAACAACAAGAGGACGGAGUGGUGAAUGGAGUAGUGGCAAAAUUAGAAGCGGUAAUCAAAAACAGCAUUCAAGCGCAUCAACAACAACAACAGGAUGGAGUGGUGAGUGGAGUAGUGGCAAAAUUAGGAGAGGUAUUUUCUGACAAAGUUUCAGCAAAUGGAAAUGAGCUACAGCAGAUUACAGUAUCCGAUCGAGAACAAAUAAAGGAGUUGCGUCAGGAGGCGAAACAAGUAGAAGUUUUACAAGCACGACAUCGACAGCAGACAGAAGUAUCCCAGGGAAUUAUAUGGGAGUUGCGUCAAAAAGUAGAACAAGUUUUAGAAUUAUGGCGCACUCUGAUCCAUUUUCGGAUGCAUCUCAGAGACGUUUUCAAGGGGAAAACGCUCUCAGGAUGAGUUUCGAGAUGGAUUAGGGUGCGCUCUAAUAGAAGUAGAAAAACGACGGCAGCAACAGCAGGAAGCACAACCCGCGGCGUUGGCGGAGUCGAAAGUUAAGUACAAGCAGGACUCCUGCCACUAGAAGAGCUAAAUCACCCGCCGCUGCAAAUGCACAACAUUCCAAUCGAUAUGAAAAGCACUGCUAGGCACAAUGACGGUGCCCCCUUAUUUGUGCCUCGCGAUACACUAGCGAAAAUACUGACAUCGCCGAGCGUCUAUACCUCUAGUCCUACUUGUUGAAUGUCAAAAGCUUGACCAAGGCGACCGAAGUUUGCACUUGGACUGACGAGUCAAAGUCUGUAGCAGAGGGCACUAAAAGAUACGCAUAAACACUCCCCGGGCUUGGGCGCCCCGGGAGACGGCGCGUCUCGACCUCCGUCGCGAUUGUUUCGGGGCUCUGUGUAUUCCACUGCCCUGCGCCACCUGCUCGCCAGGGUCUUCCUUGCGCAUUGUACAGCGGCGCGCGCGUCUUUGCUCCCGUCGCGACUGUCUCGGGCCUCUUCUCUACUGCGUUACCCGCUCGUAGCCGAGAGGCCUCGCGUGCGUGGUUUCUGCAGCGGCGCGCGCGUCUCUACCCCCGUCGCGGUUUUUUCGGGCCUCUAUCCCAGCACUGCGGCGCUCGUUCGCCGCCUGCCUAGCGGCUCCCGGCGCGCGCUGUCGUUGCUCUGUUGUUGUUGUCGUUGGGCUUUUCUGUUGCUUUCUGUCGUCUUCUAUUGUCUUCCGGUGUUGCCUUCUGUCGUCUUCUGUUGCCUCUUGUCAUCUCCUUGCUGUUUUCUGUUGUCGUCUGUUGUGGUUGUCUCGUGUUGUUCUCUUCUGUUUUUUGCUGGUUUCUGCUGUUCACUUCUUUUGGGCCUCGCGUGCCAGCGGAGGCAGAAACCUGCAGCGCCGUGCGGGGCUUGUGGCGUCUUGUUCGUCGUGGUGUCUAUCUUGUUCGCCGUGUCUUGGCCGUAGUGUCUUGGUUGUGGUGUCUUGUUCGUGGCGUCUUGUCCGUGGGGUCUUGUUCGUGGUGCUUUGUUUGUGGUGUGUUUUUCGUGGUGUCUCGUUCGUGGUUCCUUGUCCGCGGUGUGCUGUUCGUGGUGCAGUCUCUCUUGUAUGUUCGUGGUGUCGGUCUUGUUCGUGGUGUCUUGCUCGUGGUGUCUCGUUCGUGGUGUCUUGUUCGUGGUGUCUUGUCUGUGGUGUCUUGUCUGUGGCGUCUUGUCUGUGGUGUCUUGUUCGUGGUGUCUUGUCUGUGGUGUCUUGUCUGUGGCGUCUUGUCUGUGGUGUCUUGUAUGUUCGUGGUGUCUUAUUCGUGGCGCCUUGUUCGUGGUUCUUGUUGUGCAUUUUUUCCAGCUGGUGGCGUCUUGCGGGUUCUCUACUGUUCACACUGAAGGGGCCUUCAGGGUCUUUUGAGUGUUCACUCGAACGGGGUCUUAAGGGUCCUUUAAUGUUCACACUAAAUGCCCGCUAGUGUUCACAUUAGAGGCGUCUUAGAGGUCUUUUAGUGUUCAAACUACAUGGGGAGGGGGUCCUUUAGCAUUCACCUUAGCGGCGUCUUCAGGGUCUUUGGGUGUUCACACUAAAGGUGAAGAGUGUUCGGGGGUUUUUUUGAUGGUUUUUCAAUGAAGUAUAAUGUACUUAUAUGUUGCCCCCUCGGAGCAUGGAGUUGUAGAUGAGCUUUUUACGCAACAUUUGUCCCACAAUAUCUCGUUUGCUGAUACCACUACUAGUUCUAGAAGUGCUACGUAUCUGUAUAAUUAAUUUUCUUCCAUUUGAUGAACCAGAGUGACUUCAUCUUCCUUUUUGAUGAAUAAGUUAACACAGCCAGACUGCUAAUGCUGAAGGUAGGAGCGACCGCGAACAGAUCUUGGCGGCGAUUUCGGAAGCGAAGUCGACCCUGAAGGACGCGAUUUCGGCAGAGGUGUCGACCCUGCAGGAAUCGAUGAAGGAUACACGCGCGCAGGCUGGUGCCUUAAGCAGAGUAGGUGAACAACAACGCAAAGCAGAUGAACAAGAUGAACAGCAAAAACAACAAGGACAACAACAACAACAACAACAGCAAGAACAACAAGGACAACAACAAGAACAACAACAAGAACAACAACAAGACGGGAGACUAAGUAUUGUGAAACAAUUACGCGACAUCACUGCAACAGCGACAGGCCUCAGGGACAACAUAAGAGCACUACUGGCAGCGCCGGAGCCUAUCAACCCGCCGUCUACUCCUGAAGAAGAUAAUUAUGACGUCUUUAGCUCUAGGUCUAGUUUGGUAGAUCAUGCUUGUACUAUGCUCUUGGCAUUUCUCUCACGCUUACCACUUAUAAUGUGAUGAAGCUAGAAGUGGAAAGAGCAGACAGGCAGGAGUUUGCUUCCACUUCUAGCUACAUGAAAGCAGUAAUUUCUUCAUAGGGUGCGCAUUUCGUACGUUAUUAGCUCUAACACAUGACAGCCGUUGCCUCCGGCAUUGCCACAUUAGAAGCGGUGCGUGAAGACGUCCAAGAAGCACUUGUGAAACUACGCCUAAAACACGAGCCACUACAGAUGCACGAUAUACUCGACUCUUUGGGCGAAACGGCUGGCGUAUCAUUUGUGCCUCCCAGCAUACUCUUGAAAAUAUCAGAAAGCACUGCAGAUGGUUUCCGGAGGGAGGCUCUUGGAAAAGAACUACAAGCAGUGAGAAAAAAUGUGCAGGUAGUCGACAAACGGGUAUGAGUCCAUUGAUUAAGAGUUAGGUCAUGAGAGUGUCAGCUUAUGUAUAUUUUUUUGUAAAACGGGAACUGCGUGUGAAGGCGAUCAUUGUGGAAGAACCACGCGCGACAACCUCAUACCAACCCUCUUAAUCAGUUGCACCGUUCUUUCACACAACGAUAUGGCAAACUUAGGUCAUGGUCGAGUACCCGACACCAAUUGGCUGGACCCUGCAAAGACAGCCCAGUUGCCUAAUGUGGUCUACUACAUCAAUUUCGUAACAACAAAUCCUGAGAAGCAUGCAGAACCAGCGAUCUCAUACAAUGGACAAGUCGAUCUUCUGAACGAAAAGAUGCUCGUGCAAAUGUGCCGCAACAGAUAUGACUUCGACGCUGAAGCCGAACGACGAGUAGUAAGUCUUGCCGCCCUUGAGCGGAUGAAGGUCAUCAGCCCGAGCGAGACACAGAAUCAGAAUGCUAGCCCAGACGAAGUUUCUGGUCUUGCUGCUUUGUUCGAAAGUCAGAUUCGUGGCUCUACAGAGCAGCCACGCAAAGUCGUACUACACCAAUUCCAGUGGCGGAAAAGCGUGCUUCACCAGGAUGCUAUCCUCUCAAAAGAGUACCUGCUUGACUAUACCGCAGAAGGCCAACAGAAGGCUGUGCAAGGCGUGAAAGAAUACCUCAGGAAACUGGGGAAGAUAGGAGAUGUCAAAUAUGAUGCUGCCGGUGGUUUCCGAUAUGUGUCACAGGGUCAAGUUCUCAGGAUAGAAUGUGCAACUCCAUCAUCUGAGAAUCCGACCAAGAACGCGGUUUUUAGAGAAAUUGAUAUUUUUUUUAGGUUCAUCAAGGGUGCGACUGAGGCCGAAUUAAGAAAUGAGCUAAAAGGGUUUCGUUAUACGGAAGAUGUGUCAUCAUAGAUGAUGAAUUUAGUACUAUUAUUAAGUCGAAAUCGUCAGGGAAUAUAUCUUAGGUACACAGCCGAUGAGUUUCCUCAAGCUGUCAUAUUCAUAUUGUGUCUCUGGCCUCUUGUUGAAGGAUGUCCUCGAACCCGAAGAAACUAGAUUGAGGUGUGGAUGUUUUCUUUGCUUUUUUUAUCGAUGUCACAUAAGAUGCAUAGAUCGACUCAUGUCAACACAAAAGAAAUGGUCCCAUUCUGGUGGCGGAAAUCCAGAUUCUCCAGAAAGAAAAUAACACGUACUCCAGGACCAGGAGAAGUGCUGCGAUGCAAGUUGAGUCUCUUUUUCUGUAAAUAGGGAGUAUGAGCAAGGAAACCGAAGUAUUAAUUUGAAGGACGGAAUCUUAAAACAAGAAAUAGCACAGAAGACGAAAAAUUAC